AUGGCGGCUGCCAGCGAGUUUCCGACAGAACUGGCGACCCGUCCUUUAGGCCUCACAGCCCUUAUGGGACUUGAUAUUAAUCAGAAACCUUUGCACAAAGCUAUCUGGGAGUCUUUUUCUGUGAACAGGCAUCCUGAGAGAGUUCCACUAUCCUUCAGACUUCUACCAAUUGAUCACGAAUUUCCCAAAGCAAAAUCAAAGCGUUCUACCUAUGAGUGGUACAUACCAAAGGGUAUCUUGAAGACAAAAUGGAUGCACAAACAUCUUUAUCUCUCUCCUGCUGUGGUGGUCAUGUUUUAUGAGUUGGAUUGGGAUGACGUUCAGUGGAAAGACAGGCAAACUGAAUGUGCUUCAAAACUAGAAAGAGUCAGGACCAGCCUUCAAGACCAGAACACUAAGGUUGCUGUGGUUCUUAUCCAAAAGAAUGCUCCUCUUCCUCCAGGUGAUGAUUUACAAGCACUAGAGAGGGCAGCAACACUGUGCAGUGCAUGUGACCUGUCAGCCAAAUCAUUGUUUGUCCUUCCACAUACAGAUCACUUGAUUGGCUACACAAUUAGGCUGGAGAAUGCUUUUUAUGAUUUAGCACAGAGUUAUUACCAUGGAGAAUGUAGGAGAGUUAAAGCCCACAAGGAAUUUCUUAACAAAGGAACUCAUCAGCUAUUGUUGGUGCGACACCAAUUCAAGGUUGCCUUUUUCAAUGAGCUAAGACAAGACCCUCACUCUGCUAUCAAGCACUACAGGCAAGCAUACAGUCUUCUUGGAGAAAUCAAGACAACUGACAUGAACAUACUAGAGAUCAAAGUUGUUGCUGGAUUUAUUAAUUACAAGAUUUGCCGUCUAAGUUUCCAAGCAUCAGCCCCAUUAGAUGCCAUAUCACAAUUCAGAAAGCAUGUGGAUUUGUUUAAGGAAAAGGUUGGCUGCCCUGACUUAGCCUUUGAACACUCAGCCUGGCUCUCCAAACAGUUCAGUUUAUUUGGAGAACUGUUUGAUGAAGCCAUCAGAAAUGGUUUAACCGCCUUACAGACUCAACACCCAGGAUUUUACUAUCAACAAGCAGCAAACAAUGCCAUUGUCAGGAGACAGCUUUGCCAGGGCUUGUGUCAUACUACCACUCCACUUACUAUGAAUCCCUUAGAAAAUGCUGGAAAUCUCGACUUCUAUGGUCAGAGACCUUGGAGACAAGGUUUUCAAGGAACAGAACCACCAGAUGCAGGAAUAGAGAAGGCUGGAAUUAUAGCCUUGCAGUCCCAAGAAAUCCAAGUGGACCAUUCUUGGGUUAUCAUUCCCCUUCUCAGUAGUGCAGUGGCUCAGUUUAAAAAGUACAAAUCACCCAGGAUGAAGAGAUACCUGAUGGUUCAGAUGGGUGAGGAGUAUUACCACGCCAGGGAUUACAGUAAAGCUUUAUUGUUGUUGGGAAAAGUCACGUGGGAUUACCGCAGAGAAAAAUGGUGGUCACUUCUCACGUCAGUUUUAAUCACAUCACUGAGGUGUGCAUACUUGGUUGGCAAUGUGGAGGAAUAUAUCACCCUUUCGCUUGAAUUGACAGGAAGAUAUGUUGAAAAUUCACCUGAAGAGAAAACAAGAUGUCAGACUAAUCUUAUUCACGUCAUGUCGAAUGAAUGUCCUGAGCCCGAGCCAGGCUGUGACUUUGAAGCAGUGGAAGAAGCUAAGGAGCUAUGGAAAACACUUAAAGUGACACCACAGGCACCCCAAGUAUUUACCAUACAGAUGGAACAAAUAGCACCAUUUGUGGAAUGUAAGCCAGUCUUUGAUUCAGUUUCAACAACAGCAGAUUCUACCAUCCUUCUUCAAAUUUACUUAAGGGUUUCUUGCCCAUUUCCCCUCCGAUUCUCGAAGAUUGCCGUUUUCUUUAGCAAAAGAAAACAUGACGCUAACGGAAUCCGAAGGUUUGAGAUCGAGAGGUCGUACUUCGUCAAAUGCUCUCAAGUAGGAUCGCGGACUGUAACAGCAAAGAUUAUCUAUACUGUAGAUGUCCAAGUAGAACCAAAUUCUUCGCCAGUCACCUGUACCUGUGCCAAGUUGGAGAGACUGGAUCAGCUGUUCGAAGAAGAACCAUUCCUCUUAUUAGCUGGCAUCAAAUGCACCUCACCUUGGCCUGUUACCAUGGUCACCACUACAUUGAAUAUGUCUCCAGAAGUGAAUAUUGUGGGCGAAGAGAUGGGAUCGCAGCUGCAAGGAAUCUAUUUGCAACAGGGUGAAAGUGCGUCGGAAUGCUACUGCUUAGCUGUUAAAGAGGGUGUCAGUAAACUGAAGGUCGUGAACAUUGGAAGUCUUGCCCUCCAGUGGAGACGAACUUCUGCGGCUGAUAAGUUUCCAGUUGUGGUCACAGAGCUCACUUUCCCCUCUGUAACAGUAGAGAGUGUUCCUUUUGCGAUACAGGCAGAUUUGCCUGCAUACGGCUGUGUACAGAGCCCACUUUUCGUAAGCUAUCUCGUCCGCAAUAGAACGCUUCAAGGUCAGGAAGUCGAAGUCACAGUGGAGCCAAGUGACGCCUUUAUGUAUUCAGGUCAUAAACAGAUUCAAUUUCGUCUGCGGCCAACUGGCGAUCACAGGCUCAAGUUCAGUUUGUACCCUCUUUACGGGGGCUUUUUGACUCUUCCCAAGCUGCAUUUCAAACUGCCUCGCUUUCAGGUUAGCUGAGAUGAACAUGCGCAGAAAUUGGUUCCGACCAAUGUUUUUAUAAAGCCUCGAGGCCGGGAAUUGGAAUCUGAGAAGAAGCCUGGUUACGAGUACUAAAGAUGGCUAAUGGAACAGUGGAGACUGGAGACAAACUUUCCAGUUAUAGUCACAAUAGGAUUUUAAGCAGCAAAGUGAUGCAGCGGAGAUUUGAACCGCUGUAAACCGCCAGCCACAUGAAGGAAAUUCUUUAGUGGGGGCUUUUGUCCACUGGCUGGUGAAUUGCAGGAUGUUUAAGGCCAAACAACUCUGUGGUUAACAGAUACGCUUACGUGUUUUUGCGCGCAUGUCGUACUGAUAUCACGUAGAAUCAGUUGCACUACUUCCUUUGGGUGGAUUAAGAAAUUAAGAGUAGCGCUAUUACAUGGAACGACGACUUGCCUGACGAUUUUGGCUCCGUUUGUGAGUUUCUCUCUCUUGUUGAGUGGGGGUGACAUUUCCCAGUUUUGUUCAUAUUUAACCCUUGAAAUUUCGGGUGGAGCGCGUUUUGACUAUGUGUCGUAAAACUGAAACCAAAAUAAUCCCAACAGCCAAUCAAAAGGAAAAAAUACUUUGAAGAGCCAAAGAGAAAUCAAAGUGAACACAACCAAACUGUCUAAAGCGCGGGAGAGCACGGGCGACUAAGUCGUGGUUGGUUUUAGUUUUGCAUCUGAUUGGUUGAAAGUGAGUGGCCCAAGUUUUCUGGAUCAAUGACAGAGUGGAACAAACAAACGUAAUCUUGGAUUGAAAAUUGCCCUAUGAGUUCAAGAUUUCUUUCGCGUGGUCGUUGACUUGGGCCAAGCCUGAAUCAAUUAUCACACAGAGAAAUCAAAAGCGAAUGAUUAAACUGUUUAGUUGAACUUCUAAGUUGAACUCGUUCAAAACUUAACAACGAAACAGGCUCAUGAUUUUUUUAGACACCUGGACAGUAUGAGGCUACGUAGUUGCGUAGCCAAUCAGAUUGCAGCAUUUGUGAAUUUCUACUGAUAUGUGAUUUAUGAUAUUUCUGUGAAUUUAUAGCUUAUACCGUCGAUUCUUAAAGAAGUUAUCGUUCCUUAGCAAGGAAAUUGUAAAAGUCAACAUAGUCUUAGUCAUUUAAACUUAACUGGAAAUAAUGUAAAAAAAACAACAACAACAAAACAAACAGGCAAUACAAAAAUGUUUAAACUACGACGAAUGACUAAAAUUAAUGGCAGCAGCCAUAUUUUUUAAUUGAAAUUUAGGAAAUAAAAAAAAACAAUG
This is a messenger RNA of Pocillopora verrucosa, 3918 nucleotides long. Lineage: Eukaryota; Metazoa; Cnidaria; Anthozoa; Scleractinia; Pocilloporidae. The record is from RefSeq and is a predicted model, not a curated record.